Durio zibethinus is the source of this 1762-nucleotide messenger RNA. Lineage: Eukaryota; Viridiplantae; Streptophyta; Magnoliopsida; Malvales; Malvaceae. The record is from RefSeq and is a predicted model, not a curated record.
AAGAAAGGUCCUUCAUGUGUCUGUAUAUGUAAGUGUAUGUAUAUGUUCCUCCCAAAAAGGUCAAUACCAGAGAAAAAGGAAAAAGCUAACUUGGGUCUUGAUCAGGCCUAAAACCUGACAGUUCCCUCUACAGAUGGAAAGAAUCCAGAUGAAAAUAGUGAAACUUCAUGGGUCAAGGUUAAUGUUGAUCAAAGUGGUUUCUAUAGGGUAAAAUAUGGAGAAGAGCUUGCCGCCCGACUGAGGAAAGCAAUAGAGAACAAUUAUUUGUCAGCAAUGGAUAAAUAUGGCUGUUUAUGUUGCUGUUAUGAGGAAUGCUAGUAUAACAAAUAGAAAUGGUUUUAUGUCCCUACUGAAGAUUUAUAGAGAAACUGAUGCAGUCCACGAGAAGGAACGUAUUUUACGAACAAUAGCCUCUUCUCCGAAUCUGGAGCUAGUUGAAGAGGUUCUGAACUUUUUAAUAUCUGAUGAGGUUCGAGAUCAAGAUAUUGUUUGUGGAUUCGCUGGAAUAAGCUUAGAAGGGUGUGAAAUAGCAUGGAGGUGGUUGAAGGUAUGCAGUUCUCUACAAAAUUGGUUUAAGGUCAUCAAUGCACUUUUCUUUAAGCCUCAAUUACUCAUAUGAGACUUUUGGGAAGACCAGCCAGGAAUAUUAAUAAACCACUGUUAGUUUUGGAUGUGAUCAAACAUCUCUAAUGUUUGUUGACUCUUUAAAUUUGCCAUUUCAUGCAUGAUUGGAAAUGAAUGCAGGAGAACUGAAAUCUUAUUAUACACAAGUAUGGUGAUGGUAUUCUUCUCAGAAGGCUCCUUGCAGAUAUCAUUUCUCAGGUGAGCAAUUAAUCCUAACAGAAUAACCAUGAUAGAUUUACAUACAUGGAUUGGAAUUUAUAACCCAAAAGCUUGAAUUAUUAAAUUCCUAGAACCCCAGACAUGAUGAUAACGUCUGUACCUUAGAACAUGACAUUUCUUGAAACAAGGUCAAGUUUUCCAGUAGAAGACUUUGAUUUAUUGGUCUUAACUGAUUGAUCCAUUAAUAGUUAAAGCCAGUUGACAUCCAGAUUUCCAUUAUAACUGCUUGUUUGAGUGAACUGAUUUGGUAAUAAUUCAUGUGGCAGUUCAGCAGCAAUGAGAAAGCUGAUGAGAUAGAAGAAUUUUUUGUAAGCCAUAGGAGACCUUCAUUUGAAAUGACUUUAGCAAAUCCGAAUCAAAGUAAGGUGCGCUGAAACCAAAAAGCAAGAACGACAAUCUGUUGAAGACCUACUCAAGCAAUUAGCUCACAAGGGAUGAUUACUUCUGUUGUGAUCUGAAUUCCUUAAAAUUUAUGACCCUGACAUAUUUGUAUAUUACUAGUAAGUUUGUAAAAUGACAGCUCCAAAUCUUUAACCUGACAUCAAUAAACCUUAUCCAGUAAUAACUUCAUGCAUUUAAAACUCGUUUAGAUUGCCAUUUUGGUUUUUUCUCGAAGUGGUAAGGAUCAAAUGAAAUAUUACCUGCAAUUGUGUGUUCUGUUCCACUAUUAAACUGUAUAUUCUUUUCUCUUAAUACAAAAAGAAAAAUAUAUAUAUCUUGAGUUGCGGCAUGCCACUUAUUUGAUAAUCUUGUGCUCUUAUUAUUGCUAAUUAUUAUAUAUUGAACAUGCAAGAGGACUGGGGAAUUAUAUGUAUAGCUUCAUUGCUUUAUUAUUAUAAACUCGGGUUUAGUCCAAAUUAUCAUUCUAGAGAUGAUAUUUAAUUAAUUUAAAGUUCGAAUCUUAAGGGUUAUAAUUUUU